GUCUCGGCUGCCAGACCUUGGCUUCCUUAACCAUGAAGGGAGUGUCCUUGUUGUGCUCUUGUGUUAUAGCACCGGCUCUUGCACAGAUUUUUGAUACUUUGCAGGUUGUCCGAGACCUACCUGAUGCAGUUGCAGUGAACGCUGGUAACUAUGUCUCGUGCGCCAAUGCUGCAUGGCCACCAUCUGAUGUCGGGUUUGAACUUAUCCCACAAGCCCCGGAUGACGAUUUGAAGGCUGCUUUGGCAGAAAUUGAUACAAGUCGGAUUGAAGCGAUCAUCAGCAAGCUCGUUUCCUUCGGGACUCGGCAUACUUUGUCUACACAGAACUCAACCACGCAUGGCAUUGGCGCCGCCCGGGACUGGAUAGCGGCAGAAAUGAGGAAGUAUGCUGAAGCUUCCGAGGGACAAAUGACCGUAACUGUACCAUCGUACAUCCAGUCAGUCGCAAAUCGGAUAUCUUUCCCUGUGAAGAUAUCAAAUAUUGUGGCUACUUUAAAGGGUUCCACAGACCCAGAUCGGGUUUAUAUAGUCUCAGGACAUUAUGAUAGUCGGGUGACUGACAUCAUGGACUAUACAUCUGAUGCACCCGGUGCUAAUGACGACGCGUCUGGCGUUGCUGUAUCGUUGGAGCUUGCUCGAAUCAUGGCAACCAGGAGACCGAAAGCAAGUAUAGCGUUCGUAGCAGUCGCUGGCGAGGAGCAAGGGUUAUACGGAGCUGCCAACCUUGCACAGAGAUAUCGUAAUGCCAGCGUGAACAUCGAGGGUAUGAUCACAAACGACAUCAUCGGGAGCUCGAGGGGCGAGCACAACAUUAGCGACCCAUAUACCAUACGUCUGUUCGCUCAGGGGCCACCUCUCACAGAAUCAACUGCUCUUGCUGCAUCGAGGCUCAGUAUCGGCGGUGAGAAUGACUCCCCAGCUCGCCAACUGGCUAGGUUCAUGGCCGAAGUCGCAUCGAAUAAUGCUACGGGCAUGAACAUCGCAGUCAUAUAUCGCCUGGAUCGAUUCCUCAGGGGUGGUGACCACUCUGCAUUUCUGCAGCAGGGUUAUGCCGGUAUAAGAUAUAGCGAGCCCAACGAGAAUUUCGACCAUCAACAUCAAGACGUUCGUGUCGAGAACGGAAUUCAGUAUGGAGACCUGGCAGAAUUCGUCGAUUAUGAGUAUGUGACACGAGUCGCGAAGGUUAAUUUGGUCGGGCUUUGGAGCAUCGCAAAUGCCCCAGGCAAAGUCAAAAAUCUAACAGUCACAACAACGACCCUGGGAAAUGACAGUGAGCUCAAAUGGCUUGCUUCUGAUAGUGAGGAUCUUGAGGGAUACGAGCUAGUGUGGAGAGCGACGACGGCGCCAAUGUGGUCACACAGUGUCCUUAUUGGGAACGUGAGCAGCGUGACUGUGCCUCUGAGCAAGGACAAUGUGAUUCUUGGUAUUAGAUCGGUCGGAAAGAACGGAUACAAGAGUCCUGCGGUGUAUCCUGGACCGAGCCCGUUUCCUGAGUGAAGACGGCCUGUUUAAAACGCUGUUGACUCAGAGAUCGGAUAUCUCGAUGCAAGAUUUAGUACAGGCUAGACUAGCCGUCCUAAAAGAUAGAACGUAUAUGUUUCGUAUAUUCCUGGCUCGUGGCGUCUUCGUCUUUGUCAUCCUACUUCGGACUUGACUGACCUCGGACUUAAAGCGCCAAUCGGAGAAAGCCACUUCAGAGUCAUCAACGCCGAUGGAGGACGCGAGAAUGUAUGUAGCAAUCAUUCUUCGAAGAAGUGCUGAGUAGGAUCUGAUGGUAUCUCGUAUGAGAGAUUGAUGAAAAUAAUGAGUGGUACAGUGACAGAACACAUGUCGAGAUGAUUGGAAGGGCAAAAGUCAAAGACAAGCCCUUUGACCCUAAGGGGCCGUGCUUUCUGGUCUCC
Messenger RNA from Pseudovirgaria hyperparasitica, 1900 nucleotides. RefSeq names its product putative zinc metalloprotease. The transcript is spliced from 3 exons. Gene Ontology annotation, biological process: proteolysis. Gene Ontology annotation, molecular function: metalloexopeptidase activity. Lineage: Eukaryota; Fungi; Ascomycota; Dothideomycetes; Acrospermales; Acrospermaceae. The coding region runs from base 33 to 1496 and encodes 487 amino acids. The record is from RefSeq and is a predicted model, not a curated record.